AUGGCCGUCGCUCUACCUCGGCGAUUUUAUUCGCUGCUCUGGGUCGCAGUUCUUCUUGCACUCGUCGUCUUCUUUGUCUUCCUCCGCGAAGACACCUGGUCAUCAAUUCCUCGACCUCCUAACGGUUGGAAGAUUCCUUUCACCACCGACGAUGGCGUCCUCUCCUCAUGGAUGGGCAACACCAAGAAGGCACCCGCAAAGAACCCCGACGACCCUCUGCGCAUCAUGCUCGUAGAGUCCUCCGGUACUCACGACGAAGUUGCCGCUGCCCUCAUGCACGCCUUCGGUGGCCAAGAAGGCUCCCAGCUCGAAGUCUUCUUCGCCAACCAGCGAUUCCGCAUGCAGGACAUCAUGGGCAACUUCAGCCUUCCCGCCAACAUCACCAUUAACAAGUGGGAUAAGUUUGCCAGCGCCGUCACAGAGAACCCCCCUCACAUUCUCGUAUCCACGACCUGCGAGUUUGAUCUCGACCGCGGCGCCGAUCCUAUCGUCAACCUUCUCAAGACCGCUAGCACCCAUCUGUUCUGCACGAUCCACCACGCCGAUCGAUGGGCCCAGGGCAAGUACGUCCAGGCUGUUCGAAGCUUUGCUGAGCACGAGCGCGUCGACUUUGUCGGUCUGAGCCAGCACACCGUUGACUUCUUCCUCAACGACACCAUUCCCAAGUGGCACACGGCUGCUAACCUCACCACCCGAGUUAUUCCUCCGGUCUUCCCUGUUCAGAUCCCCGAUCCUGAUCUGCAGCCUGGUAUUUCUCUGUCUCUCCAGGGCGAUUACUCUUCUGGCCGACGUGACUACAACGGCAUCUUCAACCAUCUCGGCAGCGUCGUUCGAAAGGCCGGUGAGGAGUCUGAAGGCCAUAAAUCUCAGAAUGUCAGCCUUCAUGUUAUCGGACACGGCACUCCUCCCCCCGUUCCCGACCAAGUCAAGAACCAAGUCUUCUUCGACGAGGGUCUCUCGUACCCCGACUUCUACACACUGCUUUCCAAGUCGUUCGCGCUUCUCCCUGCGUUCGCCUCUAACACAUAUUUCGACCGCAAGGCCUCUUCCACUAUCCCCGCCUCUCUGAUCGCCGGUGCUCCCAUCGUGGCGUCAGAAGAGCUUCUCAAAGCCUACUCUUACCUGCCUCGCGAGGUGACCUGGGUUGCCAAGCCGGGCGAGGGCGAGAUGGACGUUAUCGAGCGCGUAAUUGACGACCGAGACGGUUUCCUCAAGCGAAGACAAGCCGUGAGGGAUCUUGCCAAGAACCUCAUGGAGCAGAACCAUGUCAACACCAAGGCCUGGAUCGAGGAGGCCUUUGAGAAGUACGAGAGGAACUAG
Molecule: messenger RNA, 1320 nt
Organism: Fusarium coffeatum
Lineage: Eukaryota; Fungi; Ascomycota; Sordariomycetes; Hypocreales; Nectriaceae
Exons: 1
Coding region: 1-1320 (439 amino acids)
Source: RefSeq, a predicted model, not a curated record